Messenger RNA from Oncorhynchus kisutch (coho salmon), 3061 nucleotides. RefSeq names its product serine/threonine-protein kinase RIO3. Lineage: Eukaryota; Metazoa; Chordata; Actinopteri; Salmoniformes; Salmonidae. Gene Ontology annotation, biological process: protein phosphorylation. Gene Ontology annotation, molecular function: protein serine/threonine kinase activity; ATP binding. The record is from RefSeq and is a predicted model, not a curated record. The coding region runs from base 940 to 2460 and encodes 506 amino acids. The transcript is spliced from 13 exons.
AGGCUGAUAUUGUUAAAAAUGCUUGUGAAAGAAUAACAUACAUUUUAAAAACAAAAUUGCAAGACCGGAUGCAUUUUUUUUAUACUAAAAAGAGCCGAGUUUGGUUCAGGAGCAGGGUAAGAUCCAUAUACUGCAUAUGGUAGGAGCAGGGAAACACAUUGAGCUGUAGAUGGCAGCAAUGCGCCUGGUUUAACCUGCUGGUUUCCUUUUUUUUCCAGAAGAAGGAUCGAAACGUCAUUUCCUUAUUCAGGAUGAAGAACCAGAGACACUUUUGAGGAGAUGGGAAAUUCUAUUGACAUCAAUUGCCCGCACGGUGCAUUUUGGGCGAUAUCACUCCUUCACGGAGUAAAUGAGACUUAAUUGGACGCUGUUUCGAAAAAGCAUGAAAUAGCAUGAAUUGCGUGAGCAAAAUUACACAUAUUUUUCGAGAUAUUAGAUAUUUAACUUGUUCUCUAUAAUAUCGUGUAGCUUUGAAAUUACGUUAUUUUGAGGAAAAUAGCCAAGUUUCUCGACUCAAACUCUUGACUUUUUAGAAGGGAUUGCUUGACGAAUAGCGUAGCAACUGCGUGACGCAGUAGAACAACCUGAACACGAUUGGUCAAUAGUCUGCUGGGCGGUGCUUUACACGUUGUUCCAGUCAUUUCCGGCUAGGUUUCUUCUCUCUUCCUUUUCUAAUAUCUCUGGAACAACGCAAAGCAGAAUUUGCUCUACAGCUCUCGUAAAAUCCUUGUCAUUUAGCAAGAAAUCUGUUCAUUAGUGACAUUAACUCUAUUUGGCUUAAGAUAACACAUCUAAACGGUUUCAUUAUCGUGUCUAAUUCGGGAAACGAUAGAAGGAGACUGUUUGUCGUCGUAAACGUGUUGCUAGCUAAGAUUAUUGCUCGACAUCUGACUGUCUGAAUACUGCUGCUGUCAAAGACUGAAACUCUGGGCUGCUGUCAUGGAUCAAAUAGGGAUCACUGCAGAAGGACCAAAGAGUCCAUGGGGCGCCACCACUACCAAGGCGGUGUCACCCUGUUCCCUCGCUGACGUCAUGAGCGAGCAGCUGGCAAAGCAACUGGAUGAGGAAAGCAAUGCUUUCCCUGAUUCCCCAGAUGUCAAUGCUGCUCUGGAUGCCGGUGAGGAGCCAGAAACGGACUGUGAUCUGAUGCUGGCUCAGAUGCUGCAGAUGCAGUUUGACAAGGAGUUUGACACCCAGCUGCGCACGGAAGAAAAAAAAUUAAACGGGGAUAGCAAACUGUCCAUCUCCUUUGAGAACUAUCGCAUGGUGCACCCUUACGAGGAUAGCGACAGCUCCGAGGAUGAAGUUGAUUGGCAAGACACUCGCCACGACCCCUACAAAGCCGAUAAGCCCACGACAACUCCAAGAAAAGGCUUUACUGGGAAAGGCAAGAACAUCACUACUAAGCACGAUGAGGUUGUGUGUGGCAGGAAGAAUACUGCACGCAUGGACAAUUUUGCCCCAGAGAUCAAUGUGGGAGAUGGGCUUGGCAUGGACCUGAAGCUCUCUAACCAGGUGUACAACUCCCUGAAGCAACACUGCCACUCUGAGCAGCGUCGCAGUGCCCGACUGCAUGACAAAAAGGAGCACUCCACUGCUGAACAAGCAGUGGACCCAAGGACCCGUCUGCUCAUGUACAAAAUGGUGAACGCAGGCGUUCUGGAGAACAUCAACGGCUGCAUCAGCACUGGAAAGGAGUCUGUGGUGUUCCACGCAGAUGGGGGAAGCAUGGAGGAGAAGGCUGUCCCAGAUGAGUGUGUACUCAAGGUCUUCAAGACCACACUCAAUGAGUUCAAGAACCGCGACAAGUACAUCAAGGACGACUACCGCUUCAAGGAACGCUUCAGCAAGCUGAAUCCCCGCAAGAUCAUCCGUCUCUGGGCUGAGAAAGAGAUGCACAACCUGGCUCGUAUGAAAAAGGCUGACAUCCCAUGCCCUGAGGUGGUGAUUCUGAAGAAGCACAUCCUGGUGAUGUCGUUCAUUGGCAAGGACCAUGUGCCGGCUCCCAAACUGAAAGAAGCCAUGUUGGGCUCUGAGGACAUGAACAGGGCCUACUACCAAGUGCUUCAUAUGAUGCAACAGUUGUAUCACGAGUGUAACCUCGUCCACGCCGACCUGAGCGAAUACAACAUGCUGUGGCAUCAGGGGAAGGUUUGGCUAAUUGAUGUAAGUCAGUCCAUUGAGCCCAAUCACCCUCAUGGCCUUGAGUUCCUGUUCAGGGACUGCAGGAACGUGUCUACGUUCUUCCAGAAGGGCGGGGUGUCGGAAGCCAUGAAUGUGUACGAGCUCUUCAACGUCGUGUCUGGGCUGCAGCUCAGCGGUGACAGCGAAGCAGACUUCCUUGCCCAGAUCGAGGCACUGGAGAAGAUGAAUGAAGACCACGUGCAGAGAAGGGGCAAGAAAACCUACUCCAGCACCAGUGACGGAGGGCCUCCCCUAUUACACCACGAGGAUGAUUAACGAUGAGAUGUUAGACACCAUGAUUAGCUCCAUGGAUCCUGUUCAGUUGAUUCUGUUUGAGAGAAUGGGCGAGUAAACCCCCACCCAAAGGUCUUUCAUCACAAUGAGGGACACAAGGUCGAAAGGUCACUGCAUCCCAAGAUGCUACACUGGGGGCAGUGGGCUGAAAAGUCCCAUACACCUCCAUGGAUUGUCAACAUCUCAUUCCAUUACUACGUUUGUAGAUGGAAUGGAUGGGGACGUCUAAGGGGGACAUGACGGAUGCAUCUACAUGCGUACACAAUUAUUGCUUUUUAAAAAAUUUGAUGGUAUUCAGCAUUCAUGACAUGAAGUUAUCUUCACAGGUGAACUGGGCUCGAAUGAAAAUAGCUUUGCGUUAUAUGAAUGGAACAAAUUGCAAUCCAACAUUUGGUGAAGAGCCCUAGUUGGUGUCAGUUAAUAUUUUAAUCAUGAAAGGUGCAGUCAUGAAUGAAGACACAAUUAAUUGUUUUUCAUUGGCACCAAUAUGCAUUGCGGUCUAUUGAUCGUACAAGGGAGCUGUGUUUUCUGUGAUCUCCAACUUCAAUAUAAUGGUGGAAAUAAAUUGCAUACAUUUUUGUUA